AUAUAAUAGACUACUACACUCGGUUAUAUUAUUGGCUGAUUAAAACUUAACCGUGAGUAGCGGCGCCAUAUAGCGGCUGUAGUCGGCAGUAGCAAACGAGUGCGGGGCAUUGGCGAACGUCGUGUGGCAAACGUGCCACGUCCUGUAUGCAAGAACCCUGAUGCAACUUCAUGGUCUUCAUUUUCUAACAGAUGCUGCUUGAUGUUUUAUCUUCAUUGAUGUAUCCAAUACAAUCAAUAAAUUUACGGCGUGAUGAAGAAUCAAGAUCUACAUAUAACGAAGGUGACCGUUUAAUUACAUGGUUGAGGAGAAAAGAGGACGAAUUAAGGCGUAGACUGGAAUGGACACGUCAACAAGAGUUUGAGAUACAACAUAUAAAAUUAAAACAACAAAUGAUAAUAAACUAUAACAAAAAACGUGCAGAAGCUAUGAAAUUCAAACAAACAUCUUCAUGUCAUAGUCGAAGCAAGAGCAGAAGUAAAUCGCCAUUAUAUCAACACAAAAAAAGAUCCCUGUGGGAUACUUCCAAAUCUGAUACUCAAAAAAUCAAAAAAUUAGAUGAGUCCGCAAAUGAGGUAAUACCUUUAUUCAAGGGUCCUGAGGGUAUACAGAUUAGUACUGCCGAAUUACGUCGUAUUAAAGUUGAUAUUCGUAGGAAUAUUCCUGCAAAAGGACACAUUACCAAAUUACAACGGGAUAUACUUAAUCCCGAGGAUGUGAUCCUCAAGAGAAGAGAGGGAGAAGGAUCUAAACCGAUAUUCAAUAGGGAUGAAAUAGAAAAAGUAGUUGAUGAAAUGGAGGAACGACGUACGGUUGUAGCUAUAGAUGGCGAGCAAUCAGCAAACAAAAUACGAAUUUCGAAAAGGCGUUCGUCAUCAUUGAGCCCUAUUAGGAAUCGCAGUCAUAGUCCUGGAUAUCUAUCUUCCUAUCAUACCAGAUAUAGAAGUGCUGAAUCAAAAAAUCAUGAUAAAAGAAUAGAAUACACUGACUAUCAUACAAGUGAUAGCCACUAUAUAUAUACAGACACUAAUAAUAGAACACAGAAACAUAAGGACUAUAAAGAGAAAUAUACGGAUAGAAGUGUAAAAAGACGCAACAGUACUCGUUCAAGUUCUAGAGAACGGGAUAUACGCAAUGAUCAUUCUAGGUCCAUUAUAGAAAACAGAUCUUAUCGCAACCAAUAUCAAAAUAAAUCAAAUGGACGUUCUUGGGAAAGAAGAGAUAGAGACAGAGAUUGGAACAGUGAUAGGAACAGGGAUAGAUGUAGGGAUACGGAUAGAGAUAGAGACAGGGACAGGGAUAGGGAUAGAAACAGUGAUAGGGAUAGAGGUAAGUCUAAAGACAGUAAUAGGAGAAAAGAUCAAGAUCGAGAAAGAUAUAGGAAUAAAAACAGAGAUAGGAGAGAUCCAGUGCCACAUUAUGUUGAACAUGCACCAGUGCCUAUUUAUUAUGGUAAUUUACCUCCGGGACCAAUCAUGAUAAGCCCCAUGGUCACAAUUCCUAGAAGACAGGUCCCUCCUUUGGGAAGAAGUCAACAUCCUCCCUUAAUGGGAUUAAUAAGACCUUUCCCACCGCGAUUUAUAGCGCCCGAUAUGUAUAGAAUAAGAUCUCCAGCUCCAAAUUCAAAUUAAAUGAGUGUGCAAGUGGGGCAGUACCUUUAUUCAAGAGUCCUGAAGGCAUACAGAUUAGUACUGCGGAAUUACGUCGUAUUAAAAUUAACAUUCGUAGGAAUAUCCUUGCAAAAAGAUGCAUCACCGAAUUACAACGGGAUAUACUUAAUCCCGAGGAUAUGAUCUUCAAGAGAAGAGAGGAUAAAAUGUUAUAUUCUUAGCAUUCUUUUAUGAAAGAUGUAUCAUUAGAUGACAAUGAAACUUCAUUGUCAUUUAGUUAUAUAAUUUUCAGAAUUUCAUGCAUUCGUGCGCACAUAUAUAGUGACAAAAGCACUUUUAUUAUAAAGUUAAAUUUUAUAAUCAUAUUGUUCAUCUUAUAAUCAUAUUGUUCAUUCAAAUUGAGUACAUGACAAUGCUACAGAAGAAAAAAGAACUGAAAAGAAAGCAAAUCGAACAAAAUUUUUGCUAAUUAUGUUUUGUCUUAACUUGUUGCAUUGACAUUUAAUAAGCAGCCUGCAUUAAAAAAAACUGCUUUGCAAAACUAUUGUAAAAUUCGUGAAUCUGAUUGAUAUAUAUCUUUAAUCAUGCCAAAAUUUAAAAGCAUACACCAAGCAGAUUGACAAUUUUACAACAGUUACAAAAUAGUUUUUUUUGCUGAAACAGCUACCGACUCCUCGCACUGAACAUAUGAAUUUAUUGAGUUGAAGUUCAGAAAGAAUAAAGGCAUUUUUUAUAUUACGCGCCUAAGAUUAUUAUAUAUUACAUGGUUUUUAAAGAUGUUUUGCAAAACAAUUCCAAUGUAAUUCCAAUUUUUCAAAAUUUCAACGUUUAAUAUAUUUACAUCAGUGACGUUUUACUUCAAUAUAUUACAAUGUUUUUCGAUACUGUAAAUUCAAUAUAAUAAGAGAAGAUCAAAGAAGAAACAUCCUGAAGAAUUACUAUUAUAUUUUUUAAGGUAAUGGUUUUUCAAAUACCUGCGAUUUAGCGUUUACAACCUUGAGUUCAUUCAUCAUGAACUCUUUAUGAUAUAUGAUAUAGCGACUAUAUAACAUAUUCAACUCAGAAGAAGUUACGAUAAAUAAUUUUACAUUACUACUGUUGUAAAAACCAUACGACUUAUAUUUACUUUUUAAAUAUCUUUAAAUGUUUGAUUAUUUUGGUAAUAAUGAUACACAUUACAAAAAUGGUAUAUAACCGGGAAUGUUAAUGUAAAAAUAUAUAAUGGAAAUGUGUGUAAAA
Harpegnathos saltator (Jerdon's jumping ant) is the source of this 2849-nucleotide messenger RNA. RefSeq lists its product as uncharacterized. Lineage: Eukaryota; Metazoa; Arthropoda; Insecta; Hymenoptera; Formicidae. The transcript is spliced from 10 exons. The coding region runs from base 192 to 1631 and encodes 479 amino acids. The record is from RefSeq and is a predicted model, not a curated record.